GAAGAAGCCUAGCGCUGGUUCUCAACCAGCGAAAACACCUCGCCAGCAGUUCUCAGCAUGUCAUGCGUGCCGUUAUCGAAGACCCAAGUGCUGAUAUUACCUGUACCAACUGUCGAGAACGAGGUAUCAGGUGCAAGGAUGACUAUGCAGAUAGCAAGAAGCAGUUGCGUAGAGGCAAGCGGAUCAAUCAAUUGGAGCUCGAGGAUAAUCUCCAGGAUCAGUCAGAGGAAUUACCCAUGUAUAAUACUCCGCUCCGACCAAGGACUAUCAUCCCUACACUCAAACCAGA
This is a messenger RNA of Acaulospora colombiana, 289 nucleotides long. NCBI's taxonomy places the organism in Eukaryota, Fungi, Glomeromycota, Glomeromycetes, Diversisporales, Acaulosporaceae. The record is from the annotation of a GenBank genome assembly.